Sinocyclocheilus rhinocerous is the source of this 1023-nucleotide messenger RNA. Its product is annotated as BTB/POZ domain-containing protein KCTD5-like. The transcript is spliced from 7 exons. Gene Ontology annotation, biological process: protein homooligomerization; proteasome-mediated ubiquitin-dependent protein catabolic process. The record is from RefSeq and is a predicted model, not a curated record. Gene Ontology annotation, cellular component: Cul3-RING ubiquitin ligase complex; cytoplasm. Gene Ontology annotation, molecular function: cullin family protein binding. NCBI's taxonomy places the organism in Eukaryota, Metazoa, Chordata, Actinopteri, Cypriniformes, Cyprinidae. Bases 30 to 797 code for a protein of 255 amino acids.
GGUCACUUCAGCGGAACACCGAGCGCAGGAUGGCCGAGACUCACGGCGAGAUCAGCGGCCACGUCUGCCGGCGACCGGCUCCGGUACAGACCUUUAACCACAGAUCCUCUAAGUGGGUCCGUUUGAACGUCGGUGGCACGUAUUUUCUGACCGCCAGACAGACGCUCUGCCGGGAUCCCAAAUCGUUCCUGUUCCGUCUGUGCCAAACGGAGCCAGACCUCGAUUCUGAUAAGGAUGAGUCCGGGGCGUAUUUGAUUGAUAGGGAUCCCAUGUAUUUCGGGCCUGUGCUGAAUUACCUGAGACAUGGGAAGCUGGUCCUCAACAAGAACCUGACGGAGGAGGGAGCUCUUGAAGAGGCCGAGUUUUACAACAUCACAUCAUUAAUAAAACUCAUCAAAGAAAAGAUCAGUGAAAGAGAAGCCAAGACGACACACUCGCCGGUCAAGCAUGUUUACAGAGUGUUACAGUGUCAAGAGGAAGAACUUACUCAGAUGGUCUCGACCAUGUCAGACGGAUGGAAGUUUGAGCAGCUUGUCAGUGUAGGUUAUGGGCGGGCCCAGAAGUCAGAGUUUUUCCUGAUUGUGUCUCGAGAGGUGAAGGGGGAGGAGUCAAGCCAAACUCACCCCGCCCACAGUGGAGAGUUGGUCAAUAUCGGAUCCUCCUAUAACUAUGGUAAUGAAGAUCAGGCGGAGUUCUUGUGUGUUGUUUCUAAGGAACUGCACAACCAAUCAUACAGCAGCUACACUCAACCCAGUGAGAAAGCCAAGAUUCUACAGGAACGUGGUUCUAGAAUAUGAUCAUCUAGAGCUCCCGCGUUUUGAGACAUAUCAGCUCUUUCUAGAACAUUCCAUGAGCUUGUUCUCUUCACGCCUCGAGAGCACUGGACACCUGACGCACGUGAAGAGCAUGUCCACUGCAAUCCAGUCUGUAUGGUGCUUGUUUGUUUUGAUCUUCAUGGAUUCAGAGACAGGAUCUGGAGAGCUGGACCAAUGUCAAUCUCAGGGAACAAAAGGAAAUGGACAG